Molecule: messenger RNA, 2139 nt
Organism: Magnolia sinica
Lineage: Eukaryota; Viridiplantae; Streptophyta; Magnoliopsida; Magnoliales; Magnoliaceae
Product: protein IQ-DOMAIN 31-like
Exons: 7
Coding region: 313-2022 (569 amino acids)
Molecular function (GO): protein binding
Source: RefSeq, a predicted model, not a curated record
AACGCAACGGAAGGAAGAGAGAGAGAGAGAGCUGUUCAUCUGCUGUAUUCUUCUGAUUCCUUCCCAUCCUACAUUUCCUUGCUUCCACCUGAAAGUCUGAAUCCCCCCUCUCACAUUCCUUGUACUCUCUCUCUCUCUCUCUCCCUCCCUCUCCGUCUCCCCCUCCCCCCCUCUUCAGCUCUCUCAAAUAUGGUAGUUUCACUCUUCCCGUGUUUUGGUGCUAAGGAUUGGCGGAUUUAAUGUUCCAAAUUACCACAUUUAUCUGUGUCUGAAUUUGGGUUCAGGAGGUUGUGAUCUUUGCUUUCCUGAAAAAUGGGGAAAUCUCCAGGGAAAUGGAUAAAGACAUUGCUUUUUGGGAAGAAGGGAUCUAGAUCUAGUGCAUCGAAAGGAAGACAAACUUUGAAAGCAACAAAUGAGAAAGAUGUAAAGAUUACUGGAAAGGCACCACUUGCUGAGAUUGUUGUGGAAUCUCCCUUGACUUCAUACCCAGUACCUGCUAGCACUGAGAGAAAUGGAGAGAAAUCAGAUCUAGUUCCUGCUAGCUCUGAGAGAAACGGAGGGUUAUUGCCCGAAAAUCAAGAUGCAGAAAAUCAAAGAAUUGUGGGAUCUGACAUAUCAAAUGAUUUAGAGAAUUCCAAGAAAGAGCAAGCUGCUAUAAAAGCACAGGCGGCUGUUAGAGGCUAUCUGGCUCGUCGAGCAUUUCGAGCAUUGAGGAGCAUCAUAAGGCUGCAGGCAUUUGUUCGUGGGCAUUUGGUGAGGAGACAAGCUGUUGCAACUUUGUUCUGUUUACAGGGAAUUGUAAGGUUACAAGCGCAUUUUCGUGGCCAAAGAAUCAGGCAGUCUGAUAUUGGGGUCGAAAUACGUAAAAUACGAUGCCAAGAGAAGGCUUUGGAUGCAAAGCCUUUGGAGUCUUCAGGGGUAUUGGUUUGGACAGAGAAACUGAUGGGAAGUGCAUUUGUUACUAAGCAACUUGUUACAUCAUCCACUGCCAUGCCUCUGCUGAUUCAGUAUGGACAAGGGGAACCUAAUUCAGCUUGGAACUGGCUAGAACGCUGGACGUCCACCUGUUUUCGGAAACCAAUUUUACAAUCCAAGAAGGGUGUUGAUUCAAAAUUUCAAACAAAACAGGGAACAUCUCAUCAUGUAGAAACUGAUAGCGGACGGUCAAAUCGCAGUGUCCGGAGGAUUCCUGCUGCCAACACGGAGCCUGGCUCAACACAUUUCACCUCUGAAUCUGAAAAAUCCAAACAUAACUUGAGGAAAGUUUCUAGCUAUCCAGUAGAUUCAGCCCCAGAAUAUCCCCAAAAUGAGCUUGAAAAGGUUAAGCGCACUUUGAGAAAGAUGUCUAAUUCUACAACAGAGGCUUCUGAUCGGCUAGAGGUUGAAGCUGAGAAACCUAAAUACAGUAUGACAGUCUCAACCUCUCCAUCUGACACUCUGGUUCAAGACGUUGUGGAUUCUGCAGAGAAGCUGAAGAAAGAUACAACAGUUGCAUCUCUGGAUCACCUUGAUUUGGAGACUGAUUCAAAAACAGUAGCAACAGAUGGACCGGUUGAUGUGUUGCAUGACAAUCAUCCUGCAGUCAAGUUACAUCCAUUGGAGGUCAGAGAUGGAAACAUAACUGUGACGAAUGGAGAGUUAAGCUCUAAGGAAGAUCAGCCUAGCAUUGAAAACCAGAAAACCACUAGGAGGAGAGCUUCUUUACCUGUGAAGCCAGAAUUUUCAGAGAAUGGUUUACAGCACAGCCCUACUCUGCCAAGCUAUAUGGUGGCAACUGAAUCAGCAAAGGCGAAGCUGCGGGGACAAGGCUCACCAAGGUUUGGUCAAGAUGGGCCUGAGAAAAAUGGUUUCACCAGACGGCAUUCUCUGCCAUCUGCAACCAAUGGGAAAGUGAACUCACCGUCAGCACGGGGACAAAGGCUGGCUCAAGCAAGUGGUAGAGGGGGUGGAAGAAGUGAUAUUUUAUUGUUGUCUUCAAAAGAUGGGAAUGAGAAGGCAAUUCAAGCAGAGUGGAAGAGGUGACUAUGCAGGAAAUGGGAAUUACACGAGAAGAUUUCAUAAGAGGAUGUAAAUGAUGCUUGUUGCCUUCUGUUUUGGUUUUUAUAUUCUUCCUAUUGGUGUAAAAUUCUGUUGUCAAAC